CAUCAUCAUCAUCAUCAUCAUCACAGCGUGGAGGAUAGAACAUGAGACGCACCAAGUCAAUCAAAGCAGCGAGGUGGACACAGCCCACAUACACACACACACACACACACACACACACACACACACACACACACACACACACAGAGCACUCUGUCAAAUCUACGUGUCCAGUGUAUUUGGUAGAUUCUCAAAUGGGAGUUUGUGUCAGCAGCCUCCAGCUCAUCACAAAGACAUGUUACAGGGUACUCCCUUCUGAAUUAGCCCUGCUAAGGCAGUGUAUCAAACCUCAGUACACAACAACACAUUUGUGUCCACAGUAAAGUUCUCAAAAGUGUGGAGUGAUGCUACCAACUGUUGGCAUUGAAUCACUGAAAACACUGGUCAUCAUGUUUACUCCUGACUACAUCAUUAUUUAGAGCAAUUUUUUGCACUUGCUUUGUCAGGCACUGCCGGAUUUUCAGGCUUCAUACAGAGUUAAAGUAGAUUGUGACAUUACAGCUGAGAAGUCAAACCAAACAAGACACAGGCAAUGAAUGACAGAAGGAGCUUACAGACAGUGAGAUCAGAACAGAGAUGAACUGAGGCUGUGAACUGGUCAGCUCAUCUCCUAACACACGCACAUUUUAACCAUGUGUAAGAUAUUCUUUCCCUGUCGCACCACACAUGUAAACAUAGCGGGACGACACCUGAAGAAACCUGAUUAGCUAUUAGCAAGUGUCUGAUGGCAUAUGCUAGCAGGUUAUUGCAUCAGCUCCCUUUACAGCUCUUGGAUGGACCCGCGUUAAAUGACAGAGUCGUCUAAAGACCUCCCUCUGAAGAUAAACUGAACUACACCUGUCCUGUGGGUCGAGUGGAUAUUUUCCAUGAACAUUUCACACCGCUACUUUAGUUUUAGCAUGUAAAGCUAACUCGACACAGCUAAGGAGGGCGGUCACUGCUGGCGGCUAGCCGCUAUCAUCAGAGGGUCCAGUCAGCAUGGAGCUGUCCCCCCCUCCCUCAGGUCUAGAAGCAGAGCACGAGACACUCUUCACCGCCGACUCCCUGCUCUUCCUCCACGAACUCAUCUCCACAUUUAAUGAGGAGGUGGAUGAGGUCCUGCGGUUAAGAGUGUCCAGAAAGGCCCACUUGGACCUGUCAGGUGAGCUGCCAAGCUUUCUGGAAAGUACCACACAUAUCAGGAGGGACCCGGCCUGGAGAGUGCUCCCUGUCCCCCCAAGGCUCCAGAGAAGACAUGUGGAUAUUGGGGAUCUGGCUCCCUGCGAUACCCAGCGCUUCGUUAAAGCUCUGCUGUCACCAGCACAAGGCAUACAGGUUGACUUUGACGACGGGAACUGCCCCACGUAUCAUAACCAGAUCAAAGGCCUCCAUAAUGUUUUGAAGGCGGUUCGUAACCUGUUCCCCGACGUUCCACAUAUAUCUCAGGCUCCGGUGCUGAUGCUUCGCCCCCGUGCCUGGAACAUGGUGGAGCACAACAUGAUGGUGGAGGGCAGGGAGGCUCCUGCUCCUCUCUUUGACUUUGGACUCCUCAUGUUUCACUGUGGAAGCACCCUGUUUGAAAACAGCAGUGGACCCUUUUUCUACCUCUCAAAGGUGGAAAGUUUCAUGGAGGCCAGACUAUGGAACAAGAUAUUUGUGUGGACACAACAGAAGCUCGGCCUGCCACUGGGCUGCAUCAAGGCGACGGUGCUCAUUGAAAAUGUCCUGGCAGCGUUUGAGAUGGAGGAGAUUCUGUACGAGCUGCGAGACCAUUCAGCGGGACUCAACUGCGGCAUCUGGGAUUAUUCUGCCUCCUUUGUCAACAAAUUUGGUCACAGGCAGGCCUUCUUGCUGCCCGACCGUAGUAAAUAUGUCAACAUGGAGAAGCGCUUUCUGCGCAGCUACAUGGACCUGUUGGUCCAGACGUGUCACCGGAGGGGAGCGCUGGCUACAGGAGGCAUGGCCGCCUUGCUGCUGCCUCCAGAUGCCCUCAGCGACUCCUACAGCAGAGUGUUGGCCACCGUCACCAGACUGAAGUUGCUGGAGAUCAAGGCAGGCGUGGAUGGCUUCAUGGUAUAUGACCUGGGUUUGAUAGGGCCCAUGCAGAAGCUGUUCAAGCUCCACACUGAGGGUGACAACCAGCUUCACCAGCUUCGUAGUGAUGUCACUGUGACCCCCGAUGACCUACUGUCCAUGCCUGCGGGAGGCGUCACCCUGAACGGUCUUAAGUAUAACAUUGCAGUUGGUGUCCUUUUUAUUAAUGCUUGGCUGGCAGGUAAUGGACACUUCUUCUACAGAGGCCAGGUUGAAGAUUCAGCCACGGCCGAGAUUUCCAGAUCACAGGUGUGGCAGUGGAUCCGCCAUCAGACUCGGCUGGAGGAUGACAGCAGGGUGGUGAGCAGGCGGCUGGUGACUGACCUCACCAACGAGGUCAUGAUGGAGCUGAGCGCUCGCUGUCAGUCUGCGAGUGCCAAACAGAAGUUAAGCACCGCAGCAGGCAUGUUCCUGGAGGUGGUCCUGAGGAGAGAUUUCCCAGAGUUCAUCACCACCUACCUGAAUCAGGACCACACCUUUCUCUGCUCGCUGAGCUGUGGACAAGCGGAGGCUUUGGACAAGGACACGCACCGGUCCAAACUAUGACGGUCCUGCUGGAACACUGAUGUUCUCCAUAUCACACUGAGGACUGGACUUUGACUUUUUUUUUUUUUUUAAUUUGCAACAGCCAACUUUUUUUGCUUUAACUUAUCAUUCAAGUAAAAAAUGUAAUGGCUGUAGACGAAUGACACCAUUCCUUCUAGUGUUACCAUAUAGGACCUUAUUCCAUGGAAAUAUUUGUGAGAGACUUGAGACGUCUACAUUUCUGAUCCUGUGUAAAUUGUGCCAUGAGUUGCACAGCAGCAGACUGGAGUGUGCUGUGACCCUGCUGUCUGAUGAUCCAAGUCUCAAAGAUGUAAUAAAGUUAAGUUGCACAUUG
This is a messenger RNA of Acanthopagrus latus (yellowfin seabream), 2950 nucleotides long. RefSeq names its product malate synthase-like (gene ugl). The coding region runs from base 976 to 2616 and encodes 546 amino acids. The transcript is spliced from 15 exons. Gene Ontology annotation, biological process: glyoxylate cycle. Gene Ontology annotation, molecular function: malate synthase activity. Lineage: Eukaryota; Metazoa; Chordata; Actinopteri; Spariformes; Sparidae. The record is from RefSeq and is a predicted model, not a curated record. Gene Ontology annotation, cellular component: cytoplasm.